Molecule: messenger RNA, 2211 nt
Organism: Parastagonospora nodorum SN15
Lineage: Eukaryota; Fungi; Ascomycota; Dothideomycetes; Pleosporales; Phaeosphaeriaceae
Exons: 3
Coding region: 1-2211 (736 amino acids)
Biological process (GO): protein histidyl modification to diphthamide
Molecular function (GO): 2-(3-amino-3-carboxypropyl)histidine synthase activity
Source: RefSeq, a predicted model, not a curated record
AUGGGAGAUGUGACCUAUGGCGCAUGCUGUAUAGAUGACUAUACAGCAAGGGCUCUGGGAUGCGACCUCCUCAUUCACUAUGCACACAGCUGUCUCAUUCCAGUGGCUGUGACCAAGAUCGCCACACUGUACAUUUUCGUUUCCAUCAGCAUCGACACGCAACAUCUCAUUAACACGAUUACCGAGAACUUUCCAGCCGGGAGGGCUAUCGCGCUUGUGGGUACCAUCCAGUUCAAUGCCACCAUUCACGGCAUAGUGCCAAUACUACGAAGAGAAGGAUACAAUCCCAUCGUUCCUCAAAUUGCACCGCUAUCAAAGGGUGAGGUUCUCGGCUGCACAUCACCUUCGAUGGCGAUCAAGGCGGGGCAGUUUAAUGCAAGAGGCAAGGAGGAGGAAGUCCCGGACCUCAUCUUAUACCUUGGGGACGGACGUUUCCAUCUUGAGAGCGCCAUGAUUGCGAACCCUUCAUUGCCGGCGUAUCGAUACGAUCCUUACUCGCGUCGGCUGACCCAUGAGGUCUACGAGCAUGAUCAGCUGUACGACUUACGCCGAACAGCUAUCCUGACAGCGCGAAAGGCGCGCAAGUGGGGUGUCAUUUUGGGCUCAUUGGGCCGACAAGGCAAUCCACAUACAUUAACACUGAUUGAGAACGAGCUACAGCGGCAAGGCAUCACAUGCAUAAACUUACUAAUGUCGGAAAUCUUCCCGGGUAAGCUGGCCAUGAUGUCAGAUGUGGAGGCCUGGGUACAAAUCGCAUGUCCAAGGCUGAGCAUUGAUUGGGGAUAUGCUUUCCCUCGGCCGUUGCUCAGUCCCUACGAGGCGCUUGUUGCGUUGGGCGUGAGAGACGCGCCCUGGCUAGAAGAGGAAGGCAUGCAGAAGAAGGUGGAGGAUAGAGAGAGAAGAAACUUAUACCCUAUGGAUUUCUAUGCGAAAGAGGGAUUGGGCCGGACAACUAUUGAGCGUGUACAAGCGGCUGAGACAUUCACAUCCUCGAAGCCAAAGAUCUCAUCGACGUCUACACCCAACAAUACCAUAAAGCCACAUGACGCAAUGAGCAUGUCGUCCAACCCGCAGGCAAAGCUGGACAUGCAUCCAAAGUCACAUGACACUCCCAACUCCCGACCAUUCGGCAUCUACCUGCACACCGACCUCUCCGAUCCCACAGGAUCAAAUGCCACCCUCGCCGUCCAAGCCCCUGAUUUCAGUAGCGCCUACGUCGCCCUCCUCCAACACGCCGGCGCGCAAAUCGGCGACCGACCAGACUGGGGCGCCACUCGACAAGGCACCAACAACCAUGUGUACGAAGUCUCGACCUGGGAUAGAGCAGUCGUGAUGCGAUACAGCAUCGAAUUACUCCGAGAAGACGAGCCAGAUGGCCCGUCUCUCCGCCAGCCUCGCCAGCAUUACGGUAUGUUUGUCGAACUCAGCGAUAGGAAAGAGACAUUCUAUGUCAGUGGAGCCGAGACGUUGGGCGAGGCGUGUCAUGCGAUGAAGAUGUCUGCAGCGGCAUAUAUCGCGCAACAUGCUGGUGUGAAGCUGAUGGAGAAGAAUGUCGAAUUGCUCGAUGAAAAAGGUGUCGUGAGGCAGCGGUAUGAAGUCCUCAAGGGAAGGAACAUCAACGGCAGAUUUGUGAAGGAGGACGAUUGGAUCAAUGGGCAUGGGGAGGGAGAGGUUCCUGGCGUAGUGCGAGAGGACAAGACACCCAUCUUGCGAGCUGCUCCUCCGCCUGCGAAGAAGACGCCGCGUGCUCACCCCAAACACGCACCAAAAGCUACUCCUCUGCCUGCUGCACGAGUCAUACUAAACCCUCCCCGUGCCGCACGCGCGCGUACGCCCAACAUCGCAGCAGACAUUGCACCAUCUGCUCCUUCCACUCCAGCUCCGCCUCGACGAGGCACACGUAUGUGCACGCCCAAUUUCGUGCUAGACCUCGAGCAAGCUGCUCCUCCUCCCCAACUUCCCGGCACUCCAGCUCCACAAGUCCAGCCUGCCACGGCUGAACUCUGGUGCAUAUGCCGCGCCCCAAACGACGGGCGCCUCUUGGUAGCCUGCGACAACGACGCGUGCGAGACUGAAUGGUACCAUCCUGCUUGUCUGGGGCUGACGCAGGCACCGGAGGGGAAGUGGUUGUGUCCUAUGGACGCCGGCGCCGAUGGGGAAGAAGAGGAAGAAGAGGAAGAAGAGGAAGAAGAGGAAGAAGAGAAAGACUAG